Xylona heveae TC161 is the source of this 6690-nucleotide messenger RNA. Its product is annotated as transport protein sec71. Gene Ontology annotation, biological process: regulation of ARF protein signal transduction. The record is from RefSeq and is a predicted model, not a curated record. Bases 191 to 6376 code for a protein of 2061 amino acids. The transcript is spliced from 6 exons. Gene Ontology annotation, molecular function: guanyl-nucleotide exchange factor activity. NCBI's taxonomy places the organism in Eukaryota, Fungi, Ascomycota, Xylonomycetes, Xylonales, Xylonaceae.
GCUACAUGUCUUGACACUUUAUUGUGUUAAUAAGAGAUCUCUUUAGCAACGACGAGCAUUUACUCCGGAGUCACACUGGAGCCAUUUCGAGCCCUCUCCUCGGCGAUCCCGCAGGGGCAAGCAAUGUGAUUUUGCUCAGCCCUACAUCGAAUUGAGAGAACGUAUGGGUGUCUGGAGCUUCAUUGCAUAGAUGGCGGAAAUGUCCGAGCCUCAGCCUGUCUCCGACCCGGAGGUUACGGAUGCCCCAAUUCCAGAGGAUGAGGCAGGAUUUGAGGCAGCACAGUCUCUUACAAACGAUAAGAAGGAACUGGAGCGAGGCGAGAAUUGGGCGAAGAUUGAUAUGAAUGGCUCUUCAGAACCAUCGCUACAGCCAGAGAUAAAGGGUGACGCCCCCUUCAACGAGCACCAGACGAGCAACGAUGAAGGGGAGGAUGUGAAAUCUCCCAGUGAUGCCCCGCCGACAGAUCUUCCUGCCGCAGAUGAACAACCUUUAGAAAGUCCGCCGCUGCCUUCUGGGCGCGAAGGAGACACGUCUUCUGCAAGGACUCCAGAGCAACUGCCUCCCGGAAACCAAGACGAGUCGCCGGCGCCGCACCCUGCUCGAAGCAGUUCUAUCCCAUCCGUAUCCAUACCAGCUGCGGGAACCCCUCGUCUCACCGAGUCACGCGCUCGAUCUGGCACGCAAUCAUCAGCUGCAACAAAUGCGACCCUGCGUGCCGGUUCCUCCACAUCGUUGGUGUUCGUCGUGACAGCUUUGGAAUCGAUCGCGGCGUCUAAAGAUGCACGGAAGAAAAAGCCUCUGGGAGAGGCCACGCAGCGAGCGCUAUCUGCUAUCAAAUCUCAAGGUGACCCUCAGUUGACCGAUCCAGAGACGGUAUUCGAAGCGCUGCGGCUAGCAACUGAGGCGUCAAACAACCAAGUUGUGGUCACGGCAUUGGAUUGUAUCGGAAAGCUUAUCAGCUAUUCAUACUUUGCGGUGUCUCCAGAAUCAAACGCAUCUCCUGAUGGCACCCCUCAAGAGCCUGCUCUGAUUGAGCGAGCAAUUGAUGCCAUUUGCGAUUGCUUUCAGGGAGAAGCUACAGCUAGUGAUGUUCAACUCCAGAUUCUUAAAUCCCUUCUUGCCGCGGUUCUAAACGACAAAGUUGUUGUUCAUGGUGCUGGGUUGCUCAAAGCAGUUCGCCAGACCUACAACAUCUUCCUGCUCUCAAGAUCAAGCGGCAAUCAGCAGAUUGCCCAAGGUACUCUAACUCAAAUGGUUGGGACAGUCUUUGAGCGCGUUAAGACUCGAAUCUCCCUGAAAGAGGCUAGCCUGAACGCUUCGAAAGCCUCUUUAGGACGAGACAUGAACGGAUCUGGCGACCUCAACGACAUAAAUCGACAGAGCCCAGAGGCAGGUGAGAACGGCGUUGAAAGCCCGCCGGACAAAGAUGACGAAUCAGCUUCUGUAGCCGCCCCCGAAGCUGAGUCCAUACAACCAGAGUCUCAACCGGAACCCAACGAGAAGAUUACGCUGCAGAGCUUUGAGAACCGGAAGAGCUUUGACGAUGAUCGCAUCAAUGACAAUGCGCCUACAAUGGUGACACGCAUCAAGAAAGAUCGCACCAUUUCUGGAUUUGCUGGCGCAAAUGAUACCGCUCAAGCGAAUUUGGAAGACAACGAACCCAGCGAAGAAGACGAAGAAGACGAGAUAUACAUCAAGGAUGCAUUCCUCGUAUUUCGUGCAAUGUGUAAGCUGAGCACGAAGACUCUUCCGCCAGAGCAAGUUCACGAUAUAAAAUCUCAUGGAAUGCGCUCAAAGCUUCUUUCAUUGCAUCUCAUACAUACUAUCAUCGAUAACAAUGUGAUCGUGUUCACGUCACCGCUUGCCACAAUCAGAAGCAGCGCUGCCAGCGAUCCUACGUCUUUUGUGCAAGCAAUAAAGCAAUACCUAUGUCUGAGCUUGAGCCGUAACGGUGGUAGCUCAGUUAUUAGGGUCUUUGAAGUGGGCUGUGAGAUAUUCUGGCUAAUGUUGAAGCAUAUGAGAGUCAUGCUGAAGAGAGAGAUCGAGGUCUUCCUAAAAGAAAUUUAUUUGGCAAUUCUCGAUCGACGGAACGCUCCGUUACAGCAAAAGCAGUACUUGAUGAGCCUGUUUGAGCGGCUAUGUAACGACCCUCGGGCGCUGGUCGAGUUGUAUCUGAAUUAUGACUGCGAUCGAAAUACUUUAGAGAAUAUCUUUCAAAGAAUGAUCGAGCAUCUGUCGAGGAUUUCGAGCAGUCCUGUCAUGGUUACCGCAAUGCAGCAGCAACAGUACCAAGAAUUUCAUCAAAGAAAUGCGAACGUGGCUCCUGAAUGGCAUCAACGUGGCACCCUCCCACCAUCACUUUCCACUGCUAACAUUCAGGUGACAAAUGAUCAAGAGCCUACCUUCCCCAUCGAGUACUCUCUGAAGCAACAGUCGCUCGAAUGUCUCGUGGAGACACUUCGUUCCCUGGUCAACUGGGCUCAGCAAGGUAUAGCAGACACUACGGCAGACCUUGGUGAAGCUGAGUCCCGAAAUUCUGUCGAGGGCUUUAGAGAUUCUGUUGAUGCUGGGAACGCAGUGGGGCUUGCCUCUCCUAGAAUAGGCAGUAUUGACACUCCUGGUGGUCCCACGACUCCGCUGGCGGAGGACGAUCCGCAGGAGCUUGGAAAAGCUAAGCAGCGCAAAACGGCCCUGAUUAACGGGAUCAGACAAUUCAACUAUAAGCCCAGCCGUGGAAUAUCCUAUCUCAUCAAGGAAGGAUUCGUUCGAAGCGACUCGCCGGAGGACAUUGCUCGGUUUCUCAUACAGAACGAUCGACUGGAUAAGGCGAUGCUCGGAGAAUACCUCGGUGACGGCGAGCCUCAGAAUAUUGCUAUCAUGCAUGCCUUUGUCGAUGCCAUGGAUUUCACAAGGACCCGUUUCGUCGACGCACUCCGUCGGUUUCUCCAGAGCUUCCGUCUUCCCGGAGAAGCUCAAAAGAUCGAUCGCUUCAUGCUCAAGUUUGCCGAGCGAUAUAUGACCGGCAACCCCAACGCUUUUGCCAACGCCGACACCGCUUACGUUCUCUCUUAUUCAGUAAUACUGCUGAACACUGAUCAACAUAGCACCAAGAUGAAAGGUCGGCGGAUGACCAAAGAAGAUUUCAUCAAGAAUAAUCGUGGGAUCAACGACAACGCAAAUCUCCCUGACGAGUACCUGGGGGGGAUAUAUGAUGAAAUAGCCAGCAACGAAAUUGUCCUCGAUACCGAAAGAGAGAAUGCCGCGGCACUCGGUCUCGCAUCGCAGCCGAGUGGCGGCCUCGCCGCAGGUAUCGGGCAGGCUCUGGCCACAGUCGGCCGUGACCUUCAGCGGGAGGCGUACGCUCAGGCUUCGGAGGAGAUGGCAAAUAAGGCUGAAAAGCUAUUUCGGAGCUUGUUGCGGGCACAGCGCAAAACCGCGGCAAGAUCGGGCUUGCCUAGAUUUAUUCCUGCAACUUCGUUCAAGCAUGUUGGCCCAAUGUUUGAAGUGUCAUGGAUGUCGUUUCUUUCUGGAUUGUCCGGCCAAGUGCAUGAUACGCAGAAUAUCGAGACGAUCAAACUUUGUAUGGAAGGGUUCAAACUUUCUAUCCGCGUAGCUUGUCUGUUCGACCUCGAGAUGCCGCGGACCGCUUUUGUGACUGCUCUUGCAAAGUUUACCAACCUUAACAACUUGAGCGAAAUGAAAGCCAAGAACAUGGAAGCUCUUAAGGCAUUGUUGGAAGUGGCGCAGACUGAAGGCAAUUUACUGAAGGAGUCCUGGAGAGACAUUUUGACUUGCAUCAGUCAGCUUGAUCGCUUCCAGCUCCUGGCAACCGGUGUAGAUGAAGGAGAAGUUCCUGACGUCCUCAAGGCUCGAAUUCUUACCCAACCAAAACAGGAAGCAGAUCCCCGUCGUUCCCUUCAGCCUCCAAGAAGGAUUCGUCCUAAAUCAAUCAGCACCAGCGCUAGUUUCCAGCCUGACAUCGUAGAGGAGACCCAAUCAACUGACAUGAAUAAGGCAAUGGAUCGAAUUUUUACAAAUACAGCAAAUCUCUCUGGAGAGGCUAUUGUUCACUUCGUUCGCGCCUUGACGGAGGUCAGUUGGGAAGAGAUACAAUCUUCUGGUCAAAGCGAAUCCCCCCGCACCUUCAGCUUACAGAAGCUCGUUGAGAUUAGCGGCUACAACAUGACGCGUGUGAGGUUUGAAUGGACAAAUAUAUGGCAGGUGCUUGGAGAGCAUUUCAAUCAAGUUGGAUGCCAUACAAAUACCCACGUCGUGUUCUUUGCGCUCAAUUCUCUUCGGCAAUUGUCCAUGCGAUUCAUGGAGAUUGAGGAGCUUCCAGGUUUCAAAUUCCAGAAGGACUUCCUGAAACCAUUUGAGCAUGUUAUGUCAAAUAGUGGAGUGGUUGCUGUAAAGGAUAUGGUUUUGCGAUGUCUUAUUCAAAUGAUACAGGCUCGCGGACAAAAUAUUAGAUCUGGAUGGCGAACAAUGUUUGCUGUCUUCACUGUCGCCGCGCGUGAACCUUAUGAAAAUAUUGUCAAUCUUGCAUACGACAAUGUUACACAGAUCUACAAUUCCAAGUUCGGGGUCGUUAUUAGCCAGGGCGCUUUUGCAGAUCUGAUGGUUUGCCUGACUGAGUUUUCAAAGAACGCGAAAUUCCAGAAAAAGUCAUUACAGGCGAUAGAGACAUUAAAAUCAACGAUUCCGAAGAUGCUGAAAACUCCCGAAUGUCCUUUGUCAAUUCGUCAUACACCUGGUUCUGAUAAGGCUCAGAGGAAAGGUUCUGUAACUUCAGCGCAGCCUCUCCGGCAAACUCAAGAAGAGCAAUAUUGGUUUCCGAUUCUCUUUGCAUUCCAUGACGUUCUUAUGACUGGUGUCGAUUUGGAAGCUCGAUCACGCGCUCUCAAUUACCUUUUUGACUCACUCAUAAAUUACGGCGGGGACUUCCCUCCUGAAUUCUGGGACAUCCUUUGGAGACAACUGCUUUAUCCUAUUUUCAUGGUCCUCAAAUCAAAGUCAGAAAUGACGAAAGUUCUGAACCAUGAGGAACUCUCUGUUUGGCUCUCAACGACAAUGAUUCAGGCUCUCAGGAACAUGAUUACCUUAUUCACUCACUAUUUCAAGUCUCUGGAGUACAUGCUUGACAGAUUUCUGGAACUAUUAAUUCUGUGUAUCUGUCAAGAAAAUGAUACUAUUGCACGAAUUGGAAGCAAUUGCUUACAGCAAUUGAUUCUUCAAAACGUCACAAAAUUCACGGAUGAGCACUGGAACCAGACUGUUGGAGCAUUCGUAGAACUGUUCGAUCGCACCACUGCCCACCAGUUAUUCUCAGCAGCCACUGUCUCUGGGCCGUCACCGUCAGCGCCUGUCUCCAGUUCGAAUGGAUUGACUAGGCUUCCGGUGUCGGAUGCUUCCAGUAUCUCUGACCUUCCGAUGCCUAGAAAGGCGGCAGAAGAUGAGAUAAAUGGCCCUCUUGCGGAGCCUUCUCCCGAUUCCGGUGAGGCGGACGUUUCUCCAGCUAAUGGAACCGGGGACGACUCUGAGAUGAAUGCCUCAACAUUGAUAGAUGAACCGAGUGCAGCUGGUGGAGGCUCGUCUGUGGAGACACAAAAUACACCACCAACGGAACUGGAGGAUUACAAACCUCAGACAGCAAUCCAAAAGCAGCCUGUCGUGGUGACUGCUGCCCGCCGGCGAUUCUUCAAUCAAAUAAUCACAAAAUGCGUGCUGCAGCUCUUGAUUAUUGAAACGGUAAACGAGCUAUUUUCGAAUGAUGCAGUCUAUCACCAGAUACCCAGUCCUGAGUUAUUGCGCUUAAUGGGUCUCCUAAAGACCAGUUUCCAGUUUGCGAAAAGGUUUAAUGCAAACAAAGAGCUGCGAAUGCGAUUAUGGAGGGAAGGAUUCAUGAAGCAACCCCCGAAUCUGUUAAAACAGGAGAGCGGCAGUGCCGCCACCUAUGUUAGUAUCCUUCUACGGAUGUAUCACGACGAAGGCGAGGAACGGAAGAGGAACCGUGCCGAUACAGAAGCUGCUUUGAUACCCCUUUGCGUGGACAUCAUCAAUGGAUACGUCCAGCUGGAUGAGGAAACGCAACAGCGCAAUAUCGUCGCUUGGCGGCCUGUCGUAGUGGACGUCAUGGAGGGCUACACACACUUCCCACGAGAAGGAUUUGAAAAGCAUAUUGAGACAUUCUAUCCGCUUGUCAUUGGCUUGCUCAGUCGGGACAUGAGUACCGACAUUCGUCUUGCGUUGCAGGCCCUCUUGCGCCGCGUUGGCGAGGUCAAGAUGGGCAUGGAGCCUUUUCAAGGUCCCGUUGGCUCACCACCUAUUAGCCCUGGGUUCCAGUUCAGCUCCAGAAGGCCCAGCCGCGGAAGAUAAAUUCAGCAUCCUUGUUUCAAGUAGAUGAACAUUCUGCGUCUCUGCAUCUCUGCGGAUUAGGCUCGAUAUGGACUGCAUGCUCCCUUUACUGUCGCACCAAGGGCGGGGCCUCCUGGGUUCCAUCAGUCGUUUUGGCGGGCGUCUGGUUCGUGUAGGCGAGACGCCAUUCAGCGUCAAGUUGCAUCUCGAAACUUUUUACCAUAUUACAUUUUCUUUUGCGCCCUUGUUGGAGUACAAGUUGAUUGUUACAUGGCUGUAUUUUAUAUUAUUCCAUCCGUUUCGUGCUCCAAUCAAAGUUAAGCAUAGGCCUGGCG